Molecule: messenger RNA, 2339 nt
Organism: Onthophagus taurus
Lineage: Eukaryota; Metazoa; Arthropoda; Insecta; Coleoptera; Scarabaeidae
Gene: Bap111
Product: Brahma associated protein 111kD
Biological process (GO): negative regulation of DNA-templated transcription
Cellular component (GO): SWI/SNF complex
Molecular function (GO): nucleosomal DNA binding; nuclear receptor binding
Source: RefSeq, a predicted model, not a curated record
UUAUAGUUUAGUUUCUUAAAAUGGCGCUGACAAUUAAAACUAAGCGUCAUAUUGAGGUUAAAUUUUUUACUUUUUAAAUAAAGAUCUGCACUAACCUAUAGAAAAUAAAAAUAAUGGCUUUACCGAGCAAUUAUAAGCAAGUUUCUAUGAGUGUUCCAGCCCCUCAAUCGGCAAACCAUUUGCUGUCCGCAGGUUCCCCCAUGACUUUCAACAUACUGAAAGAACGUUUAAGAGCUUCUGGAAGCGCAAGUUCCAGUUCUAACAAAGAAACGAACCCUUUUGUUACGACUCCAAGCGGAAAUCCAAACUUUCUACCACAAAAAGCUGGGAAGAACACCAACAAUGAAUCUCGAACGCCAAAACCGCCAAAGCCGCCGGAAAAACCGCUUAUGCCAUACAUGAGAUAUAGUAGAAAAGUAUGGGAUACUGUAAAAGCUCAAAAUCCAGAGUUGAAACUAUGGGAAAUAGGAAAAAUUAUCGGACAAAUGUGGAGGGAGUUACCUGAAAUGGGUAAAAAUGAGUUUGUUGAAGAAUACGAAACGGAAAAGGGCGAAUAUGAAAAAACUUUGAAAGCUUAUCAUAAUUCUCCGGCGUAUUUGGCGUAUAUUGCUGCUAAAAAUCGAGCUCAAGGUGCUGAGGACAGAGACACUCAUGAUCGGAGCGGCGGAUCUUCCAAGCAACAAGCUGCAGAUAGAAGAAUAGAUAUUCAGCCGGCUGAAGAUGAAGAAGAUCAAGAUGAUGGUUAUUCAAUAAAACACAUUGCUUAUGCGAGAUACUUAAGAAAUCAUCGUUUAAUUAAUGAAAUUUUUUCGGAUACUGUUGUACCGGAUGUAAGAUCUGUCGUAACAACCACUCGGAUGCAAGUAUUAAAAAGACAGGUUCAAUCGUUGACGAUGCACCAAAAAAAAUUGGAAGCAGAAUUACAACAGAUUGAGGAAAAAUUCGAAGCGAAGAAACGAAAAUUUGUCGAAAGUAGUGACCAGUUUCAAGAAGAGCUCAAGAAACAUUGCAAACCGGCCGUUGACGACGAUACAUUUUUAAAAAUGGUCGAGCGUCAAUACGAUAUUUUGAGACGUGAGAAAAUGAGGGGUGUUGAAGAUCAAAAAGUGAAAAACGAAGAUGGGAAUGGAAAUAACAACGGGGAAGUCACUUUGAGUAAUGAUGAGAUUGGGAAUAAAGAGAGGGAGGCUGAAAGGGAGAAUGAGAAGAUUCAACAACAAAAUGGGAUGAAUGGGUUGAGUCAGGUUGAGAUGAAAGACGAUAGGAGCGCUUUACCUCCUCAAUCGACUCCACCGAAUCAAGAUGUUGAAGUUGGUUCGCCUCAACCAACGAGUUUAAUCCACCAUCAUCCUACAAAUCCACCCCCACACAUGUCACCUGGUCACAUCCCGCAAAAUCAACCUCCGCCGCAAAACCACUCUGGGAGUCAUGGUAAUUCACCCCAAAACCCUCAUAUUCCCCAUCCAAGUAGUCCACAUCCACCUUCGUUAUUGCAAUCUAGUUCUCAACAUCCACCAGCUCAACAUCCUUCUCCUCAGCAUCCCCCAAUAAACGCCCCACCCCACCAUCCUCCUCCUGGAAGUCACCCACCAACUCAUAGUCCUCAUCCAAGUUCACCACACUCAAGUUCGCCAUCUCAUCCAGGAGCAGCCCCUCCUCAUAUUCCACCUCCUCACGGAACCCCACCUCAUGGUAAUACCCCACCACAUCCAGGUCAAUCCAUGAUGCCUCCAACACAAGUUCCGUAUCAACAAUACCCGCCUGGAAGUCCCCAAUCGGUUCCCUUACCUCCAAGGCCACCUCAUAGCCCAUAUGGAUAUCCCCCUCAACAACCGCAAGGGUAUCACCCGCAGUCACCAUACCCACAAUAUCCACCACAUCCAUACUAUCAUCAACCAUACCCAGGGCAAUAUCCACCUCAUAUGGGCAGACCACAUCCAGGAUUCCCACACGCGGGCCCUCCAGAAGCAGCGGGUGGACAACAUAUGCCGCCUCCCGGAUCCGAACAAGAUCACGGCGGACCACCUCCGCCUAGAAUGUAUGGUGCGGCAAUGCCAGAAAGUGAUAGGCCGCCAAAUGAAGCUGAUGGAGCGCCGUCGACACCGAUGGACAUGCACGAGGAACUUCCUAAAGGCGAAUUAAAUGAAGAAAUUCGGGACAGAAAAGAAGGAGAGUGAACGGUUCUGCUUUAAGUUAUCUCUAAUAUUUUUUAAACAUUGCGUUAUAGUUAUUUUAAAGAUUAGAGAUUAGUAAUAACUAUAUGUGGAAAUAAAUCACAAUAAUAAUAACUUAAAAUAAGAAUAACAGUGGACAUGGAAAAUAUAGACUUUUAUGAGUAA